Hydra vulgaris (swiftwater hydra) is the source of this 2293-nucleotide messenger RNA. RefSeq lists its product as uncharacterized. Lineage: Eukaryota; Metazoa; Cnidaria; Hydrozoa; Anthoathecata; Hydridae. Gene Ontology annotation, molecular function: zinc ion binding; DNA-binding transcription factor activity. The record is from RefSeq and is a predicted model, not a curated record.
GAAAAAAAACAAGAAGCAGUAAGUAAAAUGUAGAUUUUAUUUGGUAUGUUGUCUGCUACAAUGUGCUAGUUCAGAUUUUACAGUUUAAAAGUUAUACAAUAAAUAUAUAAUCUUCAUUGUGUUUUCAGAAGAAAGUGUUUUGGUAAAUUAUACAACAAUAUAUGUUGAUUUAUUUUUAAUACAAUAGUUUUUUUUUUAAAUUCACAGACAGCAGAUCAUUCUUUCCAGAAAAAGCGAGUUCUUAUGCAGGAUACCAAGAAGUUUGAUUGUCCUGCCAAUAUUUCUCUAAAAGAAAUAGUUGAAUUCCCUGCUUUUAAGCUGGAUAGAGAUUCUCUAAGAGGUAGAAAAGAAGCAUCAAAGAAAUUGCAUUCAGCUUUGACAACUCUAACUGAAUUUUCAAUUCUUAGAAAGUAUAUCUUAUUGUUACCUGACAUUUCCGUUCAUAAAAAUCAUCUUAUUAAUGAUGCAGCAGGUUUUAAUCAGCCUUUAUCAAAAGAAAUUAUUACAAAAAUUGCUGAACUUGUUAAAAAUGGUGUCAAUACGGUUCCGGAAAUGAGACGUCACCUGAAUGCCUUUGUUCAUCUGGAACUUCAGUCAGAUGUGACUGCAAAGAAAUCCAACAAACGAUUUUUUCCGCGUGAUGAAACAAUUGCUAAUCAUAUAAAGAAAGCUAGACAAAGUCUUCGCAGAUCUUUGAUCGAUCAAGAAUGUCUUCGUGAAAAGAUAAAUGAAUGGAAACUCUAUUUUCCAGAUGCGUUAAUAAUGUUUCGGCCAAAAGGAGAAUGCAAUCUAGAAGACAAUGGUCCAUAUCCUAAAGUUUCUUUUUUGUUUAUUUAUCAAGAUGCAUGGCAACAAAGAUUACUCUUACGAUAUGGGAAUGAGCUUGCCUUUCUGGAUGCAACAUAUCAUACAACGCGAUAUGCACUUCCACUUUUUUUUCUUGUUGUCAAAACAAAUAUUGAUUAUCAAGUUGUUGCAAUUUUUGUUUUUGAAAAUGAAACAACUGAGGCAAUUACAGAAGCCCUAAUGUACAUCAAAAAGUGGAAUCCAUUGUUUCAACCAACUUAUUUUUUAACUGAUUACAGCAAUGAAGAAAUAAAUUCACUUGAAUCUGUUUUCCCUGGAUGCCAGGUACAUAUUUGUGACUUUCAUCGUGAACAAGCAUGGGAACGAUGGCUUUCUAAAACCGCUAAUGGAUGUUGCUUGGUGAAAAAUAAAGUAAAGGAAAAAUUUCGAGCUAUUGCAUAUGCAAAAACUGAUGAAAUUUUCCAAAAAAAAGUGCAGGAAUUAGAAGAGUCGCAAGAGUGGCAAAAUAGUCCAAAACUGGCAGAAUAUUUGAAACAUACAUGGUUGUGUAUUCAAAAGAGAUGGGCGUUUGCAUACAGGCAAGAUCGUCUCUUGCUGAAUGUUAACACCAACAAUGGCAUUGAAAGACAAAACCAAACUUUUAAAUACAGCUUCCUUGAAAAAAGAAAGAAUUCUUCACUAACUUCUAUGCUUAAUAUUUGCAUUGAAGAAUUUCUUCCUCAUAACUAUGACAGCUAUUGUGAUAAAAAUAAAAAGGCGCAUUCAUCUUACAGAAAAUACAAUAACAAUAUACCAGAAUAUUUAGUUAAUCGUCCUCGACCUUUAGUGAAACAUUGCAUGAUGUUAAUAGAUAAACUACAAGGUGUCGACUUAAGUGGUAUUAUUUCUGUAACAGAAAGAUUGUACAGUGUUGCUUCAUUUAAUUCAAAUAGUAGAGAAAUUUACCAAUGCUACCUUGGUGAUGGUGAAAAUUUGCCCACUUGUUCAUGUCCUAGUUGGUUUGAUUCAGCAUAUCCAUGCAAACAUUUCUUUGGUAUAUUCCUCAAAGAAAAUCUCACAUGGUCUGCACUAGGUACUAUAUAUGCCAACUCACCCUAUUUCACAUUAGAUUUAUUUUUGGAAGAUAAUGAAUAUGCCACUUCAUCUCAACAGUUUCUUCAUUCCAGCAACAUUUUGUUGCAAAAUAAUCUUGUGGCGCAAACAAAAUUAAUGCAAAAUCCAGUUGAGCAAACAGUAGUAAGUGGUCAGAAUAAAAAAGAAAACAAUACAGAGCUAAACUGUCAAGUUAAAAACAAUCAUCCCACUUCUGAAAAAUGUCGUGAACUUAUAAAUCAAAAACACAAAUGACUUAUUUAUGCACCUCGCAAAAAGCUAUUGAUAAUUUUUUUGCAGGGCUUAAUCAACUCAAAACAAACUUAGCAGAAAGUCUUCCAGUGGAACAAGGUAUUUUCUUGCAUCCAGAAAAUAAACCAAAUACUUGGAACAA